UCAGCUGAUAUGAACGUGACUAGAGUUCUGCUGAAACAACACUUUAGUUUAUUUCAUCUGUUACAGGGAGAGGACAAUGGCUUCUGGUGGACUAAAACCAAGCCUGCGCUAUCACAAGAAAGUGGUCAUUGUCACUGGAGGGACAAAAGGCAUCGGAGAGGCCAUUGUCAGGGUUUUUGUGAACAAUGGAGCGUCAGUUGUGUUCUGUUCAAAAGAGGAGACGGCCAGUGACCUUGAAGCUGAACUGAAUUCUUGUGGGACAGGAGCGGCUAUCUAUGUCUCUUGUGAUGUAACAAAAGAAGAAGAGAUAAAGAGGUUGAUUGAUGUUACUGUGAAAACAUAUGGAAAAAUAGACUGUCUGAUCAACAAUGCUGGAUGGCAUCCUCCAGAACAAAUCAUAGACAACACAAGUGCCCAGGACUUUCAGGACCUUUUAAACUUGAAUCUGAUUGGCUACUUCCUGACUGCAAAGUAUGCUUUACCCCAUCUACGAAAAACUCAAGGGAACAUUAUCAACAUAUCAAGUCUUGUUGGAAUUAUUGGUCAAAAACAUGCAAUACCUUAUGUUGCUACAAAGGGAGCAGUGACUGCAAUGACCAAGGCAAUGGCUAUAGAUGAAAGCCAAUACAAUGUGCGAGUGAAUAGUAUAUGUCCAGGAAAUGUAUGGACACCACUGUGGGAGGAGCUAUCCCGUCAUUCUAGUGAUCCAAAUGCCAUGAUCCUGGGAGGGAAGGACGCUCAGCUGCUGGGUCGAAUGGGGACGACGGAGGAGUGUGCCAAUGCUGUGCUGUUCCUGGCAGCAGAAGGUACAUUCUGCACAGGUAUUGAUAUUCUCCUAACUGGUGGGGCUGAACUCAAUUACGCCAAUAAGAAUCAGCAGGAGGCACGAAGCAGCAUUUAUCACUGACUCCUAUCAGACUGCAGUGGAACUUCAUUGGUUUAAAGCUUCUCCAUUGUGAAUCAUAAAGACACAAGUACACACACGUUCCUUGGGUGAAAGAACUUAAAGAUGUGCUACAGAUGUAUGCCAUAGAGUAAUGUGAUGUUGGAACAAGAUCACUAUUUGAAUGAUGAAAAUUAUUUACAUUUUAUUCAUUAAAAAAGUUUAUUGUAUGGGUUAUAUAAGCACACAGGCUGCCAGCUAAUAGAGUCACAUGUUUAGACAAUGGAAAAAUGAUUACACCAUUAGUAGGAUUAUUCAUAUUUGUUGACUACUACCCAUAGCAUCACCAUUGGAAAGCUAAGAUUAGUGCUGGAUAUAGGACAUUGUACACAACUUGGAAACUACUUCAGAUUUAAAGGGGUACUCCACUGCUCAGCGUUUAGAACAAACUGUUCCGAAUGCUGGAGCCAGGAGCUUGUGACGUCAUAUCCCCGCCCCUUGUGAUGUCACGCCCCACCCCCUCAAUGCAAGUCUACAGUUAUUUCCAAAUGCUGAGCAGCGGAGUACCCCUUUAAAGGUAAAUUUAAUUUUUUAAAUAUCAUAUGAACAUGCAACAACCCUCAAGCUGAAAUGCCUAACUUGACAUGAAAAGACAGUUAUCCAUGUGUGUACAUGCCAUAGUAGUUCAUUCAAGUCUGGCCUUUACAUCAUUUGUCUAUAGCCUAUGCCAAUCUACAGAUGGUGGUUUAUUCCAUCCAACACAGCAAUUGAGAGAGAAAAGAUAUGGAUAACCAAAGCGCACCAUGCCAUUCUGUCCCAGAAUUUUUGGGUGUGAUAUAUACGUGUAUAUAUACACCUUCCAGCUAGCCCUGAUACCACUGUAUAAACUCCAGCUGGGCCUCCUGUCCUUGGCAAGCACAUGAAACUUUACAAUGGAAACAAUCACUUUAUUUCCUUAAAAUUAAAAGCGUGUACAUGCAAGAUUACUAACAGGAACGUGAUGGAACCAAUGCAUUUUAAACACAGUAGAACAAGAAAGCCAGCGGUAAGAAUAUCUUCACUUUAUUGUAGCAAAUAGAUAGACUGUAUCGUGGCCUGGUGUUCUUUGCUUUUACCUUGAUGCUCUGUGUAUGACAUUUUACUCCAUGAUCCAAUGUUUUAUCUAUUUGCUACAAUAAAGUGAAGAUAUUCUUACCACUGGCUUUCUUCCUUCGUUCUACUGCCUUGGAGUCUUUGGCUGCGCAGUGAAGUUUGGGUGAGCGGACCCUUCUCCAUUAUAUGAACUCAUUUCAAAUACAUCUGCCAUAAUUUGUCAUGGUUACCACUGAUUAAGAAUGACAAGUGUGUUCAAAACGCAUCGGUUCCUGUUAACAUUUGUUUUCUUGGAUGAACAAGCUUUUAAUAAUGAAGAAUUAUUUAAGUAAUUUGAGUAAUUUUUUUCCCUGACCUGUGGACCACAACGUUGCUUUUAUGUUGGGGUUUGACACCUUGAAUCCAAAACAAUCGCAUUCUCUUAGUUACCAGAACUGCUUACAUUCACAGCAGGGAUGAUCCAGUAGUAAUCCUGCAGCUAAAAACGUAACACCUAUAGUAUUAUUUCCUGAUUAGAUACUAAAACAUGUAUUUUUUUUCUUAUGUGAUUGUGAUUUUUUAAUUUUUUUCCUUUUUUGUAAUUUUGGGGGGCUGCCAUUUUGCUUGAGCUGUUUUUAACACAAUUCAGAGCAGGACCCAUAGACAUAAACUACAAUAGACUGAAGCUGUCACAUAUAGAUGAACUGAAGUCGGAACUGACCUUAUCAGAGGUCAUUCUAUACAGAGGGGAUGCAGAUUUUUGUUGUAUAUGGUAGUGGAUCCAGUGUUAUCUCUUUACUGAUACCACCUUGUCUGCUCUGAGAAAAAAGGCAUUACUGGGAAAUCUGUACAGAGCAGAAG
Molecule: messenger RNA, 2815 nt
Organism: Hyla sarda
Lineage: Eukaryota; Metazoa; Chordata; Amphibia; Anura; Hylidae
Gene: HSD17B14
Product: hydroxysteroid 17-beta dehydrogenase 14
Exons: 9
Coding region: 77-907 (276 amino acids)
Biological process (GO): steroid catabolic process
Cellular component (GO): cytosol
Molecular function (GO): estradiol 17-beta-dehydrogenase [NAD(P)+] activity
Source: RefSeq, a predicted model, not a curated record